This is a messenger RNA of Ctenocephalides felis (cat flea), 548 nucleotides long. RefSeq lists its product as uncharacterized. Lineage: Eukaryota; Metazoa; Arthropoda; Insecta; Siphonaptera; Pulicidae. Bases 33 to 548 code for a protein of 171 amino acids. The record is from RefSeq and is a predicted model, not a curated record. The transcript has a single exon. Gene Ontology annotation, cellular component: nucleus. Gene Ontology annotation, molecular function: zinc ion binding.
UUAAUUAAACAAAAACAAAUAUAAUAAUAAAUAUGAGUAAUAUAUUAACAGAAAACGAUAAAACAAACUUAAAUUUAAUUACUACGGAUUCUAAUUCAUCCCCAAUAUGUCGUGCUUGUUUAGCUGACAAAAACCUACAAAGUUUAUUCAUCGAACAAAAACAAUUAUCAGAAAAUGAGAAUUUAAUUCUAAAAAUGUUUGUUUCUUGUACAGCCCUCGAAGUGUCCCCAGAGGACGAGUACCCCAAAUACAUCUGUGAUUUGUGUCUUCGAGACUUGUACAAGGCCUACGAGUUUUGGACGAAGUGUCGAAACUCUUUACAAAAAUUGGAUAAACUCAAAGAUAAAAUACAAAGUGUUUAUAUUAAAAACGAAAAUGAUGACUUGGAUGUCAAAUCAGAAUGUUUUGAUACUGAUAACUUUGAAACAGAAGUCGAAAUCAAGCCUAGAAAACGCUCCAGAGUAAAAAAGACUAAGAAGAGUAAAGUGAAAGCAAUAGAUCCUGUAAGUUUUUUAAAACAAGAAGCUACUUUGAAGACAACGAGAUAA